Molecule: messenger RNA, 873 nt
Organism: Mixia osmundae IAM 14324
Lineage: Eukaryota; Fungi; Basidiomycota; Mixiomycetes; Mixiales; Mixiaceae
Exons: 4
Coding region: 1-873 (290 amino acids)
Molecular function (GO): oxidoreductase activity, acting on the CH-OH group of donors, NAD or NADP as acceptor
Source: RefSeq, a predicted model, not a curated record
AUGGCAUCAGCAGCAGCAAGACUCUCCAACGUCACCGGACACCUCUCAGCCAGCUUUCCCACGGGUCUCUUAGCCGGUGAAGUGGCCAUCAUCACGGGCGCGGCUCAAGGCAUAGGACGAUGUGCAGCCCUCAUGUUCGCCAAAGAAGGUGCAAAGGUGGUCGUGUCCGAUCUCGACGGUGAGAAGGCCCAAAAAGUUGUGGAGGAGAUCAAGGCGAACGGCGGAGAGGCCAUCGCUGUCGGAGGAGACGUGACCGCUGAAGAUUUCCCAAAGAAGAUCAUCAAGACGACAGUGGACAAGUAUGGCAAGAUCAACCAUCUCGUCACCAACGCUGGCUUCACCUACGACAAGAUGUCACAUACGAUGACCGAUGCUCAGUUCGAGCUGAUGCUCAAAGUCCACAACACCGCACCUUUCCGUCUCAUUCGUGAAGCUGCACCUUACUUCCGCAUCAAGGAUCACGCGAAGCGCGAGAACCGAUCCAUCACAAAUGUCAGCUCGACAUCUGGCUUGCACGGCAACGCAGGCCAAGUCAACUAUGCCGUAGCAAAGAGCGGCGUGCUAGGCCUGAGCAAGACGAUUGCAAAAGAGUGGGGUCCCUUUGGCGUUCGAUGCAACACCAUCGCGUUUGGCUAUAUCUCGACUCGCUUGACGGCAGACAAAGGACUAGGCGCAGCUAUCGAGGUCAACGGCGAAAAGGUUGCGCUAGGUAUUCCCGGAGGAGCCUCAAGCGGACAAAAUGACAGGACUUCUAUGAUUCCACUGCAAAGGCCAGGUGCGCCGGAGGAAGCCGCAGCUGGCAUGCUCUUCCUAGCCAGUCCACUCGCUGCUUAUGUUACCGGUCACUGCCUCGAAGUCACGGGAGGACGAUAA